Molecule: messenger RNA, 1535 nt
Organism: Copidosoma floridanum
Lineage: Eukaryota; Metazoa; Arthropoda; Insecta; Hymenoptera; Encyrtidae
Product: acidic mammalian chitinase
Biological process (GO): chitin catabolic process; carbohydrate metabolic process
Cellular component (GO): extracellular region
Molecular function (GO): chitin binding; chitinase activity
Source: RefSeq, a predicted model, not a curated record
CCGGGUGUGGUGGUGUGCACACAAAAACAAUGAAAAUAUAUUAUUAAUUAUAAAGUUGCUCCAGUACACUUAGACCUGACAAUUCUCUACCAAGUUUCUUAUCAAUGGUUCAAAAGGCUGACUACACGCUUCUCGCUGGAAAACAAAAGUUUUCCUGCUACAACAUCAUUAUCGUGGUCAUCAUAUUCAUCCUCGGUUUUAUAUCCAUUGGCUUUCUGGCCUACAAUUUCUUCCAAACUGCCAUAGCUGAGGAAGAACUCGUCAGUAAUGUCAAAGUGCCUUCGUGGAUGCAUUGGAUUUGGAAUCACAACGCCACUCGCGUCAGGGCUUCUAAAUCCUCUGUAAAACCCAUUGAUGAGUAUUUUUUAGUAUGCUACUACACAAAAGUCAACGACUCGGAUUACAGUAAACUGCAACCCAGCAAUAUUGAUCCUCACCUGUGCACUCAUAUCAUUGUUGGUUUUGCCUCGGUGAUAAAUAAUACAAUUGACUUGGGUCCAAACUUGGAUGUUUACAAAAAAGUUGUUAAACUAAAGGAAAAUGCACCAAAGCUCAAAGUUAUGGUCAGUAUUGGAGGUGCUAGCAACGAAGCAGGCUUUCCAGAUAUGGUGGAAAACUAUGAAAACAGAAAAUCUUUUGUCAAAUCAGUAUUAAAUAUUACAAAAUCUUUGAAUUUGGAUGGCAUCGAUUUGGAUUGGGAAUUCCCCGCGUGGACUAAUGCACCUGGUCGGCAAAAAAGUCAUUUUGCACAACUAGUGCAUGAAUUGCGGCAAGAGUUCGACCUCAGUGGCAGAAAGCUUCUUUUGAGUGCUGCUGUGGCAGCUCCACAAGCUAUUAUCGACCAGAGCUACGAGGUUCCUUCAUUGGCAAAAAACAUUGACUUUAUAAAUCUCAUGUCGUACGACUACCACUUUUAUGUGUGGUACUAUCCGGUCACUGACUUGAAUUCCCCGCUAUACUCGCGAUCUCUGGAAACUGGCUACUUGACUUCGUUAAAUAUAAAUUUUUCGGCUAAUUACUGGGUUCUCCAAGGGAUGCCUCGUGAAAAAAUAGUCGUGGGAAUUCCGUUGUUUGGUCAUUCUUAUAAAUUAUACAAUCAUCAAAAUCAUCAAUUAAAAGCACCAGCUAGUGGCUAUGGAGACACGGGAGUUUUAGGAUUUGUUACGUAUCCAGAUGUAUGUGAUUUUUUAAAAAAUGGAGCAGUAAGAAUUUUUGUAAAAGAUAGUCAAGUACCUUAUACGUACAAAAACAGUGAAUGGAUUUCAUACGAUGACAUAUCAAGCGUAACUUAUAAGACAACGUGGAUUAAAUAUAAUGGUUUUAAAGGUGCAAUGGUGUUUUCCUUAAAUACAGAUGAUUGGAAUUCCACAUGCACACCUAAUCACAGAUUCCCUUUAACAGACGCUGCAAAAAAAGUUUUAAAUUAAAAAUAAAAAUUAUAUCGUCAUUUGACACUUCAAAGACUGGCACUAUCUAUAAGUUGUAAAUAAAAUAUUUAUAAAUUUUGUGUCGAAAGGUUGAAGACUUAAAAAUUU